UGGGCUGUAAAGUGACAGUUCAAACUGAACAGACGGAAAUCAUGUCUCUGUCAUCACAAGAGGUCUCCGCACCGCGACGUGCAAACAGCCGCUGGAGUUGUGGACCCGACUACACAGCGCGCGGCGUGCUAUUAGCAGAAUGGGCGGGUACCGCACUUCUGGUGUUGUUAAGCUGUCUUCCAGCAUGCGCUGGCGCGCCGCAGUAUGCGCGCGCAGGCGCCGCGGGUCUUGCUGUAGCGCUGCUAGUUCAGUGUUUCGACCACAUAUCCGGCGCCAUGCUGAACCCAACCGUCCUCCUCGCAGCAAUGCUAUCUCGGCGCGUGGCGCCUGGCUUGGGCGCCGGCAUGUUCGGCGCCCAGCUGCUGGGCGCCGUGACGGGCACCGGCCUGCUGCGGCUGCUGGCGCCCGGGUCUGACGCCGCUGACUUGUGUCUGACAUUGCCUAUGGAUACCCUAUCUGUGUACAAGGCGGUGUGCAUUGAGGCCGUACUGGGAGGGCUACUGGCGCUAGCCAACAUGGCGUCAUGGGACCCUCGCAAUCGACUGCUAGCCGACUCCUGGCCACUACGAAUAGGUCUGAGUGUUGCUGGCCUGUCUAUUAUCGCGGGUCCCCUGACGGGUGCCAGUAUGAACGCAGCGCGCAGCUUCGGGCCUGCACUGUGGAGCGGGAACUGGGAGCACCAUUGGAUAUACUGGGUGGGUCCUCUAAGCGGGUCACUCCUGUGCACGCUUCUCUACCGCAGCAUAUGGGCGGUCGACGGUAUGCCGCCGGCGCGCGCGGCGCCCGACGUCAACGCAGCGUGGCCGCUGCGGCGCGAGCGCGUGUCGCUCGGUCCCGCGGUGGAGCCACAUAAGACCCAUUAUUCCGUGUGA
Cydia amplana is the source of this 872-nucleotide messenger RNA. Its product is annotated as aquaporin-like. The transcript is spliced from 6 exons. The record is from RefSeq and is a predicted model, not a curated record. Gene Ontology annotation, molecular function: channel activity. The coding region runs from base 42 to 872 and encodes 276 amino acids. Gene Ontology annotation, biological process: transmembrane transport. NCBI's taxonomy places the organism in Eukaryota, Metazoa, Arthropoda, Insecta, Lepidoptera, Tortricidae. Gene Ontology annotation, cellular component: plasma membrane.